AUGUUUUCCUGCAUUUCUUCAUCUUAUAUAAAGGGAAAACACUGUAUACAUUCAAUAUCAAGUCGAAGAGAAACUUUCAAAUUACUAGAAAGAUAUACUCGCUGUCUAUAUAUCAUGGCAUCGCAGUCCAACUCGAGACCGGAGAAGCAAGUCGUUCUCAAGGCCGUUUAUCAGUCCCCCCGCACAUCUGAAGAGACGACCGCACCGCCCGCACACCUCUUCUCACAACGGCUCUCCGCCUCUAUACCUCCAUUUGGCGAAUAUAGCCUUGCAGAAAGAACAGCAUAUUUAGCAGAGCUUCGGACCUCUAUCGUCUCCCUGCAGGCCGAUGUGAACGCCUUUCUUACCGAGAAAAUGGAGGACGAUAAGCUGCGCGAGCAAGGAAGCGGUACAACGGAUGACAAAAAGGAAGAAGAUAAUUAUGGCGAAGAAGUGAGAGAUGGGAGGAAUAAACGACGCUACCGAGAUACCAUAUGCCGAGUGGGCUGGAAUCACACUUCUAUACCACUUGUCAUGCUGCAGAGCUCAACCUAUUGGCGCAGCCCAGAUGAACGACCAUAUUGCUAUGGUAACGUUGUUAGCAACCGGCGUUUAUACGGAUUUUAA
Molecule: messenger RNA, 606 nt
Organism: Microsporum canis CBS 113480
Lineage: Eukaryota; Fungi; Ascomycota; Eurotiomycetes; Onygenales; Arthrodermataceae
Exons: 3
Coding region: 1-606 (201 amino acids)
Source: RefSeq, a predicted model, not a curated record